AUGAUGGCAGAAACCAAGUCCUCCGAGGGCACAAAGACCAGCUGCGUUUCUGCCUUGAUCUCUUGUUUCAAUCUCGGAUCGAAGAAGAAGCCUUCCGCCUCACCAGGACCGACGCCAAAGCCAGCCGUUCCAUAUGAACCAAAACCACAGUCGCCGACCAAGUCUGCCGGUGAUUCCGUUUCGAACGACAAGGCCGAGUCAAUCUCAUCCAAACACGCGGGAACCGGAAACACAGACGCCGACAGCAAACACAGUCGAGAGUCUACCGAAGCACAUGAUGAGGCGCCCUCCUCAGACAUUCAGCUUGUCAAGUGUCAACCUAUUAUCGUUACAGAAAACGCUCCAGUCGACCUAUGGCAUGAGGCGCUCAACAAUACUCAUCAAGACACCAAGUCUUGGAUGGGAAAGUUUGGCGUCGACCGCUCGAGUACCAUCCAAGUCCAAGAAUUGACGACACUGGUCAGGCAAAGCGAAGAAACAUACCAGGAUGCCAGUUCAGGACUGAAAAUCGGAGAACGGAACAUUUUGUGGAGGGACUAUGCGAAUCGAGUCGUGGCUUGGGUGACUAUGAUCGGCGACAUCAGCGUACCAUUCGCCCCUGCGCCAGUCUCGCCGGUGUGGUCGGCACUCAGAGUGCUCCUACAGGCCGAAACAAGUCGAGUCGAACAAAUCACCGCUGCUUUUGGUGCCGCCGACCGCAUUCUCAGCAUUGUCAGACGGGGUCAAAUAUACGAAUCUGUGUACGGCCUUUCUAGCGCGAAUUUGACAAACCCCUCGAGAAGGCUCCUGAAGAAGUCUAUUAUUGAGCUGUACAGAGCCUCGCUGGAUUUACUAGCUUCGACGUCAACUCAGCUUGAUGGACAAGAAUCAUGGGCAGUGCAAUUUCUCGCGGCUCUCACUGGUCCAAGUCGUGCAAAAUCGUUGUUAUCAGACCUGACGGCCGCGGAGAGUGACGUGUCGAAGAACGCGGGGGCUUGCGUUUGUGAGUCAACAGAGAGGAACCUCGAGCUAUUGCAAAGCCUUCACAGCCCUCUGCGACGGAUCGACGAUAGGGUUGUGCAACUUCUAGACUGUUUCAAGGAUAUGGAAAGCCGAGACAGAGAGUAUGCCAUGAACUACAUCAGUGACGUCAAGGUCGAUGAAAUUCACGUCGCCAAGAAAGAGUUGCGGACUGAGGGGACUUGCGAAUGGCUUAUACAGCAUCCGAGCUUCCUUGCGUGGGAAAAGCCAAGCUCGUCAUCAAUCCUAUGGCUCAACGGUCACGUGGGAUCUGGGAAGUCUUUCUUGACUUCUAAAGUGAUUGAUCGCUAUCGGUCUCACCCUGGCGAUACCUUGAGAUCACCAGAGAAUGAUGAAGGCUUUGCUCACUUUUACUGCGAUCGCUCACUGAAUGACCGGAGAGAUAUCAAAGCCAUUCUCAGCAGCUACAUCGUGCAGCUCUUAACGGUAUCCCGACACCGCGACCGAUGGCACAAGAAGCUUCUCAUGUUUUGCAAAGAUGCUGCGGCGUCUCGACGAAGCUUACAAAUUUCCGAGUGCCAACAAUUUGUACGCGACUUGGUUAACACGUACCCGCGAUCUAUACUAGUGCUGGAUGCUCUGGACGAAUGCGAUCAGAGGUCAAGAACGCAGAUUGUGAGCUUCUUCCGAAAGCUAGUCGAAGACUCUGACCGGCCCGUCAAAGUGUUCAUGUCCAGUCGCCCAGAGACCGAUGUACUUGAGUUGAUGGAGACGUCAUCUUGCAUUCAGAUCAGCACCUCGGAUAACCAAAAAGAUAUCGAGAAAUACAUUGACCUCAAGCUCAGCCAAGGCGGCCUUAGCCCUAUAUGGAAGAGACAGAGUGUCAAAUCCCUUGUGAGAAAGACUCUUCUCGAGAAACAUGGUGGAAUGUUCAAAUGGGUUCAACUUCAGUGGGAUCAAUUAGAGCCAUUGAGUACAGAGAUCGAUGUGAAGCAGCGACUUAAGAAGCUUCCGGAGGGCCUUGUGGCCUCGUACGAAGAGAUAUGUUCUCGACAAGAGGGUCACGCAUUGACGGUUCUCAUGAGAGCCGCUAUGUGGGUGAAAUGGGCCGAAACACCGAUGUCGACAAAGGUUCUUCUCCAUGUCGUUAAACUGCCGUUCUGCCAGACCCAUGAGGAGAUGGAGGCUGCCAUAAACGAAGAAAGCAUUACAGAGACUGAAUUAGGCAAUAUCUGCCGUCAUUUGAUCACUCCUGAAAGGAGGUCAAAAUACGAUAUCGGAGAUCCAAAGAAUUUGGCAUGGAAAUUUUCACAUGCCUCAAUUGCAGAGUUCUUCGACGAAAAGCUCAGUCACUGGACAGACAAUACUGAACAGUACGUUGCAACAUCGUUGCUCCUACAGGCAUCCUUACCAAGAGAGGAAGAGGAUGGGGAAGAGACAAGUAACAUUGUCGUCCAAAACUUUCAUGGAAAAGAUCCCAUAUCCGGAUUCUUUCAGAGUUAUCGUUACUACAGGUACUGGAUGCAACUAAACUUCUCCGAUUACGCCCACGUCAUCUGGCCAGACUUUGUCCGCAGGAUAUACAAACGACGCCCAACAACAAAGGAAAUCUCAGGUGUUCUAGGAUAUUGCCUAGGCCUUGGUGAUACUGCCGACACUUCGAGCUUUCAAUAUUCAACAGAUAUGGAUGGCGAGGGGGCUCUGAGGAGAAAGUGGCUGUUGCAGAGCCAUGGGGCCUUGCAGCCAUGGCGCACUCCGGUCCCUGCAGCCUGCGAUUUAGGGUCUUCAGACUUACUGGAGCAUCUGCAUCGAAUCGGGUAUGAUUUCAAUCAAAAAACAACUGGCCAAAUGAUUUCUUGUUUGUCCGUUGCUAUAGAACGUGGAAACGACGACAUUUGUUCGUUUCUUAUCGAUCAUGGAGCAGAAAUCAACGUAGUGGACGAUAGGCAGAGCGGUGGUAAGGGUGGGACUCCACUACAUUACGCAUGUGGCAGUCUCAGUACCGUCGAACUUCUGCUUUCGAGGGGAGCGAACCCACAUCUUCACGAAGACCAUACACCGCUGUGUAUGGUCGUUCAUAAUGAUUACUCCACUGAUAUCCUUUCAGCAUUGUUGGAUUGGAAAGCGGACCCAAACUUUCCCUGCAAACGCGGUGGAGUUUUGUGUUGUCUUGAAUCUGCUUUCGAAACCGACAACGUUAACGGACUGGAAUUGCUCUUGAAACGUGGGCUUGAUGUUACACUGUGGGAAAGGAAAGAAUCGAUUCUGGAAAGAGCAGCUUCUCUAGGUGCCGUAAGUUGCAGCCGAGUCCUCAUUGAAGAACUUGGCCAUGACAUGAACACUUCCAAUGGAGGGAUUUAUGACAGCAUGCUAGUAGCAGCAGUAAAUGGAGGGUCAGAACGAAUGCUUUACUAUUUGAUUGAGGAAGCAAAGGUCGAUCCGCGGAUUCUCAUUUCUGAUCCUCCCGAACCUUCACAGUGGCAUAUGGGCACGAUAGUGUAUUUUUUGAGAAGGCAACAACAUUUGACGGUCCCAGACCUCGUCGAAAUUGGCAUACCCAUGGAAACGUUACAGGAGUCAACCGGUUGGCGCCGAAAUAGAUAUUAG
This is a messenger RNA of Colletotrichum paranaense, 3567 nucleotides long. RefSeq lists its product as uncharacterized. Gene Ontology annotation, molecular function: protein binding. The transcript is spliced from 4 exons. The record is from RefSeq and is a predicted model, not a curated record. Lineage: Eukaryota; Fungi; Ascomycota; Sordariomycetes; Glomerellales; Glomerellaceae. Bases 1 to 3567 code for a protein of 1188 amino acids.